This is a messenger RNA of Thamnophis sirtalis, 447 nucleotides long. The record is from RefSeq and is a predicted model, not a curated record. NCBI's taxonomy places the organism in Eukaryota, Metazoa, Chordata, Lepidosauria, Squamata, Natricidae.
AACAAGGAUGACCGGCUUAGAGAAGUCCUUGCUGUAGUAACCAAAGAACGAGAUUUGGCUCUCUGGAGGAAACACCAUCUCCAAGCCAAACUGGAGAACUUAGAGCAAGUCCUAAAGCAUAUGCGAGAGGCUGCUGAACGGCGGCAACAGCUGGAACUAGAGCAUGAACAAGCCUUGGCUAUUCUCAACUCAAAACAGAAGGAAAUUGAACUGUUGCAAAAGUUCUUUUCUCCUCUCUGUUUGCCCAGGCCAAAGUCUGUGAGCUCGAAGAGAAAUGCCGGACGCAGAGUGAGCAAUUCAACCUCCUGUCCAAGGAACUGGAAAAGUUUCGGCAGCAAACUGGGAAGUUUGAUCUUCUAGGUCCUAACCUGUUGGUCUCCUCGGCUCUUCCUGGCUCUCCUAGCAAAACUUUAGCCCAAUUGAUGAACGGAAUUGCCGCCUCUUUGG